CUUGAACUAUCUGUAUGCAAUCUUCGAUAGGAAUGGAAAUGCCUUGUGAAACGUGAAAUUUUUCUCGCAAGAAUUUGGAAAUUUCAAUGACUUUCCGGUGAUAUCGAUAUGCAGUGGUCAUUGCUGGAUUAAUGCUUUGAGAUGGAUUUCCGCAUCAGUGAUUUGCCCAUCACAGUAUGGUCCAAAGAACCAUUCACUAUCGAUGAAUUUAUUAAAAAAUACACCUUGCCUCAGAUCGUAAAGAUUCAUGACAGUGAAAAUAAGCGAUUUCAAGCGCCAGGAAGUAUUAAUCUUCAGCAACCAAUACUUCUAUAUAAGGUAUAUACCUGCAGAAAAAUUCAUGGGCGCACUCUUGCAUUAGAUGAACAAGGACAAGCUAUACCAGCAGGCCCAGGAUUGAUAAUCCCUGAAUCUUAUCCAGGAUGGCUAGCAAUGGUUAAAAAUGAUGGAAGAACUGCUGGAUAUUUUUCUACUGUUGGAGAAGUUGCCAGAGCUAUGGUUCCAAUGUUUCUCGUGCAAGAUUCAGUCGUUGGACUAAAAGCUACGCCGGCAGGAAUGUGCCGAACUGUAGUAACAGGUGGACAAGUACUCAAAACUGUUGGACCAUAUGAAGAUUUGAACCGGCAAAAUAUCAUGGCAGCAAGCAAACGAGGUGUUCAUCCUGAUUUUAUGAUGUACUUAAAAUGUUUAACUCAACAUGGAGAGACAAUUUAUUUACCAUACGGUGUCAAAGGUCAUUUUUAUUGCAUAGCCAGCUCAAAAAAUCAUACUUUGAAUCAUGUAUUUCUGAUGUCGAAUUUGUUGAAAGUUACAAAAACGCCAACUCUUGUUCGAAUUAUUUCUGGAGCAAAGCCACCAGUUGCUCUUCCUUUCACAAAUAUUAUAAAAUUAGAAGAGGUACGGCGGGAAACCAUAAUAUUAGGCUGUACCCUAGUUGAUAAUGAGCCUAUUUUGUUGGAGAUCAAUGCAAAUUCCGAAUUUUCGUUUGUAAAAGCUACAGAUGAAAGAAUUUUGCAGCGGUCUGAAGUAUAUAGACGCAUGUGCCAGUUUUGCACAGUGGAAGGGGACAGAUGGAGGCAGCAAAUACGAGUCGCCCACCAUGUUGUUCCGAAACCAACCAAAAAUACGCGAACCAAAACAUUAGAUAAAAAACCACUAGCUCCACCAGUUCCAGCUAGAACACCUACGCCAAAAAUACCGCCUGAAAGCAACAAUCAGCGAAAUGUUUGUAAAGAAGUAAAGCCAGUACUUCCAACGUGUGAAUUAAUUGAUUUUUUAAAAUACACAUACCGCGGGUACAUCUUUCCCAAAAAGUUUUGGAUGUUCCGAAAAGCAAGAAAAUUUGAGCUGUCGGAUAAAAUUUACGAAAACUCUAAGCCACCAUUUGAUAUAUUAAAAGCAUAUUAUACCAAAUAUAAAGGUAAGAAAUGCUUAACGGUAAAAGUAGCUGCUUCAAAAGAGUCGCUGAUGUUGAAAGGUCCAAGUCACAGAAAACAUGAGUUUCAACGCCGCACUAACUCAGAUGAUGGUUACGUGACUUCUUGUAUAGAUGAUGAAUCCAUUUAUCACUCUAUAUGCUGA
Messenger RNA from Uloborus diversus, 1581 nucleotides. RefSeq lists its product as uncharacterized. The transcript has 3 exons. The coding region runs from base 142 to 1581 and encodes 479 amino acids. The record is from RefSeq and is a predicted model, not a curated record. NCBI's taxonomy places the organism in Eukaryota, Metazoa, Arthropoda, Arachnida, Araneae, Uloboridae.